UUCCAUACCUAAUACGUACAAGCGGAGAGUGUUGCAGACUAGUCCGACGCACUCGAGGCCUCCAACGCGAGCACACUAAUUUUCAUCAUCUGGGCGAUCGUCUACGCAUUUCUGACUCUCCGUAUGACGACGUCGUUCGGUAGGACGUAGCUCCGUCGCUCGGAGCCUCGGCAUUUCGUCGUAAACAUGGCGAAACCGCCUUUUCUAGCUCCCAAACGACCCCAUUAGGGAUGCAUUCGAUUACUUUACCGACAUAAAUAUCCCGCUCUUUUCCGCCAAGUCGAUUCCUUCCUAGUGCGCGCAGGCUGCAGCGCAGAUGGCGGCUGCAGCCGGAGCCGCGGCGGCGCCAGCUGUAGUGGCGGACGGGCCGCUAUGGAAGACGCGGUUCGUGGACUACUUCGUGGUGUGCGGGCUGGGGCUGGACCUGCGGCUGAUGGACGGCACGCGUGGGUUCCACGGCAUGAAGAGCCACGGCGUGCGCAUCUCCUACAUGCCCGUGCUCAUCGACCGCCUGCCCGCCGAGGACCACAAGAAGUUCAAGAUCCCGGAAAUGCUUCCGCUGGCCGUGCUGCCCGGCGGGCUUCGCUUCUACAGCCACGGCGCCAACCAGGACGAGCCGCUGUCGUUCCCGCGCUCCUACCCGAUCAUCCUCACUGAGGGCGACGGCACGAAGGUGUACGUGUCGGUGCUGGCGUUUCGCGACCUGGUGGACGACGACGUGGCGCAGGCGUACUCCAUCCCGCCCAACUCCUAUGCCGACAAGUGCCUCUGCGUCGUCUCCCACUACCCCUUCCUCGACACCUUCGCCGACCUCCUCACUGAGCUCCACCGCCUCGCCUUCCAGCCCCUCGGCAGCCCGCGGCCGAUCUGGGACAUCAUAGCGGGGGUGAUGUCGGUGCCGCUGCCGUCGGGGCCGCAGCAGACGGUGGUGUUCAGCGUGGAGAGCGUCGUGCUCUCCACCACGCUGCCCGACCCCAACGCCCUCCCCUCCCACCACGUGUCGUUUCUCCCCCUUGUGAGCUGUCUCGAUAUUGACAACAUCAUUCAGCUCUUCACAGCCGUGCUGCUGGAGAGGAGAGUGCUGCUGCUGGGUGGCAUGCUGAAGCUGCUGACCAACGUGGCAGAGGCGGUGUCAGGGCUGCUCUACCCCUACAAGUGGAUGCUGCCGUACAUCCCGGUGCUGCCGUUGCCGCUCCUGGAACUGCUGCACGCGCCGGGCAUCUUCAUCUACGGCAUCAACACCGCCGAGUUUGAGCUGCAGGACGAGCUCGACGGGGUGGUGCUGGUGGACCUGGACUCCAACCGCGUGCGCAUGAUGAGCAUGGAGAACGAGCAGGAGGAGGAGGACAUCCCAGCCCUCCCCGAGCCCGAGGCGUCGGAGCUGAGAGCCGCCUUGCACGCGCUGAUCCACCCACACCUGGCGGUGCUGGAGUCGGUGCGCCACCACCGCUCGCCGCUGCUGGCUGCUGGCGUGCAGCAGUUCGACGAGAAGACGUUCAAGACGUGGGGCAAGCACCACGACGAGCAGUUCAGGCAGCUGUUCCUGCGCUUCCUGGCGUCAGUGCUGCACGGGUACAAGGACUUUGUGAUCGAGGACCACUUUGAGGCGGGCAAGCUCGUGUUUGACAGAAGCAGCUUUCUGCUGCGCCGCUCCGAGCUCUACGACCACGCCACCGAGCCAUUCAUCGAGGCCAUGCUGUCCACGCUGGGGUGGCACAACUUCUUUGAGUGCGAGGUGGCGCACUCGCCGGACGAGGAGACGGCGUUUGACGCCAUCAUGCAGCGCGCGCACAACAAGGAUACCCACAUCACGCUGCCCACGCUGCCACCCUCUGAGUUCCUCACCGUCGACAUCUACCAGGCGCUGCCAGCGGCGAAGCGGGGUGCAGUGGGGCGCUAUGUGUACCAGCGCUUCCCCAACAACGAGAAGGCAGGGGGGGAGCAGGAGGCCAGAAGCAAGGCAGUGGAGACGGCAAUGAGGGCGUGGCUCAAGGAGAGGCGGCUGGGCCGCACUCGCAGCUCCAAGGAGAGAGGGGCGCAAAGGGAGAUGAUGAAGGUGGACACGCAAGUCCGGCUCUGUCAACUAUGGGAUCAACUGAGAAGUCUACCUCCGGGCGAGCACCCCAUGGGGUCAGAGCACUACGGCACCAUCUAUGGCAUGAUCGAGUCGGACCCCGAGGGCUUCGGGGGCUCCAGCUUCCUGGCGUGCUUGGAGGAGAACAUCACCAUCGGGUGGUCGGGCGAGCUCACUCGCGAGAUGUUCAUGGCGUGCCGCGAGCUGACGCUGGUGGCGGCAUCGCGGGCGGGGGAGCGGCGGGACUACCAGGUGGCGGGGGGGCUGCUGGAGAUGGCGGGGCGCAUCUACUUCCGCGACGAGUUCGGCAUGCUUGACUUCAUGCGCCGCUAUCUGGGCUCCCUGCACGUCUGGCACUCGCAGGCGCUGUGGGACGAGCUGUUUGAGCAGCGCAUGCAGGAGCUCGGAGAAGACUCGUUUGGCAACUACUCUCAGAUGGUCAUGCUCACCCUCAAGGCCUGCGCCUUCCACAUGGUGGAGCUGGGCAUAGCGGACAAGGAGACGUGGAAGAUGCUGCUGCACCUCGCCAGCGAGCACGGGCUCCGGGAGAAGCGCCAGAACCUGCUACGGGGGCAGCUGUCGCUGAUUCAGCUCAAGUUCCGCUUCUACGGCCCGCCGCGCCUGGCGCUGAUGAUGGCGCUGGCGCCGCGCAUCGCGCCCAAGAUGGAGCAGGCCGCGCGCCUCAAGAGCGGAUCUGUCUCGGGGGGGGGCGCAGGGGGAGACGGCAUGGCGCGGGUGGAUAGUAAUAACACGCUGGAGGGGGAGGGAGGGGCGCCCGUGGCGCACAAGGGGCCGCUGGGGCGCAGCAAGAGCAAGGCGGGGCGGCAGCGCGUGAACUUUGACAUGGCUGGGGGCAAGGGCGUGCCCAGCACGACGCCCCGCGCUGGUGGUGGCGGGCUGGGCAAGGCCGAUGGGUUUGAGCGACGGGCAGAUAAACACCUCACUAGAGCAGAGCCGGUGCAUUUGUCGCGGGGCGAGGGCGAGGGCAGUGUGCGUGUGCUGCGGGGGCACGGCGCGGCCGUCACAGCGCUGCACGUGGGGUCCGUCAGCGACCUGGGCGACCUGCUCUCAGGCUGUGAUGAUGCGGGCUACUUUGUCUCUGGCUCGGCGGACUGCACCGUGAAGCUUUGGAGUGCCAACAGGGUGGGUGCCGAGAUGCGCGCCACCAUGCGCGGCCACGAGGGUGCCAUCCGCGCCAUAUCGUCCAACGCGAGCAGCAUUCUGUCGGGCGGCGACGACCACAAGGUGCUGCACUUUGACAAGCGCACCUCACUCGCCCUGGGCACGCUCUCCGCCCACACCGCUCCGGUCUCCUGUGUGCGGUUCCUGUCGGGCUUUGCGCGCAGUGCGGCGGUGACAGCCGGGCUGGACGGGCUGGUGGAGGUGUGGGACAUGCGCUCGCACCGCAGGGCACUCACCGUGGCGCAGCCGGCAGCAGGGGCGGCCGUGCUCUGCCUCAGCUGGCAGGAGGACGCGGGGGGGCUCAUCGCCACGGGGCACACCGACGGCACGGCGCGCGUGUGGGACAUGCGAGCAGGCAGGGAGAUGCACUUCCUUGAGGCGCACAGCAACUGGGUCAGCUGUGUACUCGUGCACAAGGACAUCAUCAUCACAGGCAGCCACGAUUGGACGGCCAAGAUCUGGUCGGUGGAGAUGGGCGACUGCGAGAAGAUCCUGACGGCCCACGGCGGCGCCGUGAGCACCAUGGACUACUGCAGCUCGUCCCACCGCCUCGCCACCGGGUCCGCUGACGGCAUGGUCCGCAUCUGGAAGAAGGAGGACGACCAGUACAUCCCGCAAGAAACGAGCGGCUCCUCGUCAACAGAGCCCGUGGUGGCGGUGCGGCUGAUGGACGAGGUCACUGGGGUGGCCACGGCGGGCAACCAGCUCAUGUUCCUCGAGUUCACCGACGCUGACGGCCGCGUGGGCGGCACGGGCAGUGGCGGCGGGGACCCCUCCACGUGGGCUGUCAGCAAGAUGGUGGCCAACAUGCCGGACGUGGUGCGCCACGUGGCAGUGGAUCUGGACUAUGGGCGCAUGUGCAGCGGGUCGCACACGGGGGCCAUCCGCAUCUGGGACGCAUUCCCCGAGGCCGCAGGGGCGGCAGCAGCGGCCGUGGCAGCAGGGCUGGGCGGCGUGCCGGUGGCUGCCGCCCCCAACAAGUAUGACCUGACUGGCGUGUGGGACAGCUUGGAUGCUGCCAAGGAGGCGCAGGGGUGAGAGCAGGAAGGCGAGUGGAUGGCAAACAAAGCAGAGGAGCAAGGAUUAGGUGAUGAGGCAGCAGUUCCCAAGGAAGAGGAUCAUGUGAAAAAUAGCACAGAUUCUGCCUUAUUUAGGAGCAAUGGGAGCCUUAUGUAGGUUCAGGGAAGGGCUUAUCCCCAAAUGGUGGUGGUGGUGGUGGUGGUGGUGGCGGUGGUGGUGGUGGUGGUGGUAGUGGUUAUGCGUCAUUACUAGCUGAGCCAGUUUCAUCUUAGCCAGUAUACAUAUGCUGCUUCAUGCACGGAGGUAUUAGCUGCCACUAUGGUACUGUGUUCCAUACAAAAUCGAUUUGCCUGAUGGGUGUACAGCACAUCAUAUACUACUAGCACAUCUUGGCACGAGUUUAUCCUCAGACUUCUGGUUCGAUCUCCACCUGCUUUGUCCCGCUUCUGUUUACAGCUCCACCCUUCUCAAGACAAGUUCUGGCUCGAAGCUGCAUACUGAACUGCUGUUUAGCUCCUCCAAUCUCUCAUUCUUCGAUACGACCGUCGUCACGACGAACACUAACGCGGCUGUACCAUGGCCACCGUAGGAAGCCAGAAAGUAGAACUCCCUUCCGAC
Molecule: messenger RNA, 4894 nt
Organism: Closterium sp. NIES-67
Lineage: Eukaryota; Viridiplantae; Streptophyta; Zygnematophyceae; Desmidiales; Closteriaceae
Source: the annotation of a GenBank genome assembly